Molecule: messenger RNA, 2925 nt
Organism: Rangifer tarandus platyrhynchus (Svalbard reindeer)
Lineage: Eukaryota; Metazoa; Chordata; Mammalia; Artiodactyla; Cervidae
Source: the annotation of a GenBank genome assembly
AUGGCCUUGACACCUGUGGAGAGCUUCGUGACCAAGCAGUUGGAACUGCUGGAGCUCGAGAGAGACGCGGAGGUCGAGGAGCGCAGAUCCUGGCAAGAAAAUGUCUCUCUGAAGGAACUCCAGAGCCGAGGUGUCUGUUUGCUGAAGCUGCAGGUAUCCAGCCAGCGGACCGGGCUGUACGGACGGCUGCUCGUCACUUUCGAGCCCAGGAGAUGCGUAUCUGCCGCUGUACUUCCCAGUAACAGCUUUACUUCCGGUGACAUUGUGGGUCUGUAUGACGAAGGCGGUCAGCUGGCCACUGGGAUCCUAACCCGCAUCACCCAGAAAGCGGUCACCGUGGCCUUUGACGAGUCCCACGAUUCCCAGCUGAGUUUGGACCAAGAGCAUUCCUACAGACUGUUGAAGCUUGCCAACGACGUGACUUAUAAGCGACUAAAAAAAGCUCUGACUUCCCUAAAGAAGUAUCACUCUGGCCCUGCGUCCUCUCUCAUAGAGGUCCUCUUCGGCGCAUCGGACCUCAGUCCUCCCAGCGAGAUGCCCCCGCUGACCUUCUGCAACCCCGCCCUGGACGCCUCCCAGCAGGAAGCGGUCCUGUUCGCGCUGUCCCAGAAGGAACUCGCCAUCAUCCAUGGGCCCCCGGGAACGGGGAAGACCACCACCGUGGUGGAGAUCAUCCUUCAAGCUGUGAAACAGGGCUCAAAGGUUCUGUGCUGCGCGCCCUCUAACAUCGCUGUGGACAAUCUCGUGGAGCGGCUGGCCCAGCGGAAGCAGAGGCUUCUCCGCCUCGGCCACCCGGCGCGCCUCCUCGACUCCAUCCAGCAGCACUCACUGGAUGCGGUCUUAGCGCGGAGCGACAGCGCCCGGAUCGUGGCCGACAUCAGGAGGGACAUUGACCAGGCCUGGGUGAAAAACAGGAAGACCCAGGAUAAGAGAGAAAAGAGUAAUUUUCGAGAUGAAAUCAAGCUGUUGCGGAAGGAACUGAAGGACAGGGAGGAGGCAGCAAUGCUGGAGAGCCUGGCGGCAGCCAGUGUCAUCCUCUCAACAAACACAGGCGCCUCUGCGGACGGCCCGCUGAAGCUGCUGCCCGAUGGCCACUUCGAUGUGGUGGUCAUCGACGAGUGUGCCCAGGCCCUGGAAGCCAGCUGCUGGAUACCCCUGCUGAAGGCCCGGAAGUGCGUCCUGGCUGGGGACCACAAGCAGCUGCCGCCCACCAUCGUCUCCCACAAGGCUGCGCUGGCAGGGCUGUCGCUCAGCCUGAUGGAGCGCCUGGCGGAGCAGCACGGGGCCGGGGCUGUGCGGAUGCUGACGGUGCAGUAUCGCAUGCACCAGGCCAUCGCGCGCUGGGCCUCAGAGGCUCUGUACCACGGUCAGCUCACCGCUCACCCUUCUGUGGCCGGGCACCUCCUGAGGGACCUCCCAGGCGUGGCGGCCACCGAGGAGACAGGCCUGCCCCUGCUGCUGGUGGACACGGCCGGCUGCGGGCUGCUGGAGCUGGAGGAGGAGGACGAGCAGUCCAAAGGGAACCCCGGUGAAGUGCGCCUUGUCAGCCUGCACGUCCAGGCGCUGGUAGACGCGGGUGUCCGGGCCGCCGACAUCGCCGUCAUCACGCCGUACAACCUGCAGGUGGACCUGCUCAGACAGAGCCUCGCGCACAGGCAUCCGGAGCUUGAGAUAAGGUCCGUUGACGGCUUCCAGGGCCGGGAGAAGGAGGCUGUGAUCCUGUCCUUCGUCAGAUCCAACAGGAAAGGUGAGGUGGGCUUCCUUGCCGAGGACCGGCGCGUCAACGUGGCGGUCACCCGUGCACGGCGCCACGUGGCCGUGGUCUGCGACUCCCGCACUGUCAGCAACCACGCCUUCCUGAAGGCCCUGGUGGACUACCUCACAGAACACGGGGAGGUGCGCACGGCCUUUGAGUAUCUCCAUGACAUCGUCCCUGAGAACUACUCCCACGAGGGCGCCCAGGCAGGCGGGAAGCCCCGGGGCUCUGCUGCGACGGGCAGGAGGGCCCCUGGGGGGACCGGGCCGGGCCGGAAGAAGCUCAGCGGAACGCCCUUGGGCUCCUCUGAGGCGCAGCCUCAGCCCAGCCUGGACGGAGGCGGCCGGGAAGGCGCCGGGAGCACAGAUGGCGCAGACGGCUUCAGGGCUGCGAUCACGGAAUUCGUGGCGAGCGAGAAGACGCAGCUGGAGUUCCCUGCCUCCCUGAACUCGCACGACAGGCUGCGGGUCCACCAGAUCGCCGAGGAGUUCGGGCUGAGGCAUGACAGCACCGGGAAGGGGAGGGAGCGCUUCGUCACGGUGAGCAAGAGGGUCCCGCCUGCCCCCGCAGCUCUGGCACCCCCUGCGGGGCCCGGCGGCAGAGCCCCUCUGUGUCCCGAGACCCCCAGCUCCAAGCAGCCGGAGCCCCCCAUCGGGGAGCCGAGCAGCCAGGACCAGCUGGACCUGAAGGCGCUGCACCUGGAGAGACUGCAGAGGGCGGGGGCCAGGGAGGGGCCCCGUGCCCCGGGCCCUGCACCCCGGAAGUUACCGGAAAAGAAGAAGAAGAAAGACGCGAGAGGACCCGCGGCCAUGGAGCUGCCUGCCGAGGAGGACUUUGACGCCCUGGUCUCCGCCGCCAUCAGGGCGGACAACACCUGCGGCUUCGCCAAGUGCACAGCCAGCGUCGUGACCCUGGGCCAGCUCUGCCCUCACUGUGGCCACCGCUACUGCCUCGGCCACCACCUGCCCGAGGUCCACGGUUGUGGGGAGAGGGCUCGCGCCCAUGCUCGGCAGAGGAUCAGCCGGGAAGGGGUCCUCUACCCCGGCAGUGGGACCAAGGACAGGUCCCUGGACCCCGCCAAGCGGGCCCAGCUGCAGAGGAAGCUGGACAAGAAGCUGGACGAACUGACCGGCCAGAGGCGGAGCAAGAGGAAGGAGAAGGGGAAGUGA